Molecule: messenger RNA, 1305 nt
Organism: Lodderomyces orthopsilosis Co 90-125
Lineage: Eukaryota; Fungi; Ascomycota; Pichiomycetes; Serinales; Debaryomycetaceae
Exons: 1
Coding region: 1-1305 (434 amino acids)
Biological process (GO): Golgi organization; endoplasmic reticulum organization; endoplasmic reticulum to Golgi vesicle-mediated transport
Cellular component (GO): COPII-coated ER to Golgi transport vesicle; endoplasmic reticulum membrane; endoplasmic reticulum-Golgi intermediate compartment
Molecular function (GO): D-mannose binding
Source: RefSeq, a predicted model, not a curated record
AUGACGUUCAAGAGAACAGUUCAACAAUCAAAGCCGCUACAGUCACUUUUGGCAUUGGCCGGUUGUGUCAUUCUAUUCAUAUGUUACUAUUCGAAUAUUUUUGGCUUUUUAUCUGCAUCAUCAUCGACUUAUACUCCAGAAGAGAUCAAUACGUUGUUGCAAAAUAAGGAGUCGCAUAUUGUUGCUUUAAGAAAGACAGAACUAACAGCACAAGGAUUGGCCAAGCCAUACCUAGAUGAAACUCAUUUCCAUGUGAAAAAUUGGGAUCUCCAUGGCAAUCCCCUUGUUGAAAAUAAUGAGUAUAUUAGGUUGACAUCUUUAGUGCCCCAUUCAGUUUCCAAUAUGUUUAGUAAAAUGCCUAUACAAGCUGAGUCAUUUGAGAUGGAGUUGACCUUCCAUAUCCACAACAAUGAAGCUAAACACGGUUUAGUUGGUGAUGGAUUAGCAGUGUGGUUUUUGGAUAGACCCAGUGAAAUCGGGGACGUUUUUGGUGUUCGUAACGAAUUCAAUGGGCUCGGAAUUAUGAUGGAUACAUAUAAAAAUGGGAAACGUGGUCAAUUCCCGUAUGUAAAUUUGAUGUUGGGAGAUGGGCGAACCCAUUAUAACAAGGCUACCGAUGGAUAUGAAACUAGAUUGGCGGGCUGCCUGGCCAAGGGUCUUUUAAAUCCCUCGUCCAAGGAAACCAAAAUGAGAUUAGUUUACAUUAAAAAUGGCUACUUGUCCAUUGAUUUCAACUACAAUGGUAAGCAUGAAGAUUGGGAAAAUUGUGUCACACUAACUGAUGUUCAAAUGCCGAUGAUAAAGUUCCUUGGAUUGAGUGCUGAAACAGGGCAGUUGUAUGAAAAUGUUGACAUAUUAGAAAACAAAAUUUAUGCAUUGUACAAACCCAAUGGAGGAUUUGUUGAAUCCAUCGAUGAAUUGAAUGACUUGGUCAAAGAACAAAAUGAAUACGACCAAGAAGAAAACAACUUAGCCGGUAUCAAUGACCAAAUCAAUCAACAAGAGAAGAAAUCUGGUGGUCGUAAUAGGGCAUUCAAGAAAAAAUUGAGCUCCCAACGUAGGAAGACCCUAAAACGGUUGAAGAAUGCUGAAAAGAGAAUCAAAGAGAGAGAGAGAAAAGAAAGGCUAGAAAAGUAUGGGGAUCCGGAUGCAACGCUCAUCAAGAGAAUGUUUGGGAAUAUAUUAUGGUUUGUUAAAAUUCUUAUUUAUGUCAUCAUUGCUGCCACCUUGCUUUGGUUUAUUUGGAUCAUCAUUAGAGUUCAAAAGCAAAGAAGAAAGAAAAAGACCGCUGGUUUGUUAGAUUAA